UGCCUUCAUUUUGGCCUCUAGGGACGUGCGGCGGCUGAAUGCAAUCAUGGUGUACGUCAUCAGCCGUCGCCGCUUCUAGGGGGAACAUGUGGACGGGACAGCAUGGCCGAACCUGUCAGCCUCGGGAGUUCAGCUCCAGCCGACUCCGCCGAAAAGCCCACGGCCCUGUCCUGUCUGCAGUUACCGUCCUUCUCCGAAGCGCGCAGCUUUAUAGACAGCAAGUAUUCGUGUCUGGUGGUGAAGACGCAUAGCAGGCACUUAGCGCUGCCCCCCAAGUAUCUGGGCAAGAAACGCACCGGCAUAAAGGAGAACCUCGAUGCCGAACUUCUCAAGUACAGCGCGGGAUUGGAAGGAGUUCCUGUGGCGUAUGACAACAUAAAGAUUGUUGGUGAACUGGGCGACAUAUUUGAUGAUAUCGGAUUCAUUCACAUCAAUGUUGAAGCAGACUUUGUCAUAUUUCAGCCACAAUGUGGACAGAAGCUUGUGGGUGUUGUGAACAAGAAGGCUCCCAGUCAUCUUGGUUGCUUAGUCCAUGGCUGCUUCAAUGCAUCCAUACCGAGGCCUAUGAAGAUGCCUAUUGAAGCUUGGCAGCAAUUAGAAGUGGAUGUAGGCGAUGAGCUGGAGUUUGAAGUCUUCCGAAUGGAUUCUGAUGCAGUGGGCGUUUUCUGCAUUCGUGGCAAACUAAAUAAGAAAAUGGAAUCUGAUGCUACUGAAAAACUGAAUGCGAUGUCUAAGGAACAGAAUGCUAAUGUACCAAAUGAAGGGCAGAACAGUACAGAAACCUCAGGGGAAGGAGCAGCUGGUAUGACAAGCAUUUUAUCAGGGGACAGCUCAAAGAAAAAAGGCAAGAAACGUUUGUUGGAAGAAACACUUUCACAAAAUGAAUGUAUGGAAAAUCAAGAUGAUGCAAACGUGAGCUUGGUGGAAACUCCCAAGAAAAAGAGAAAAAAACAAAAGCAUCAGGAAGUCCCUUCUCAAGAUCAUUCUGUAGGGGUUGAUGGAUCUGCAUAUAAUUCUGCCAUGGAGAACUUAUUGACACAUCCGGAUUCUACACAAGAUGUUGACAUUGAUGCAUCAGUAGAUAGUGGCGUAGUUGGACUUGACAACGUGUCAAGUCAAGAACAUAAAACAAAAAAACCCAAGAAAAAGAAACACAAGGAUCACCCUGAUCUUGAGAGCAGUGUGCCCAAUGGAAUAACAGAAGGUUCUUUAAUUGAGGAUAAUAUAUUGGGAUUAGAAACCGAACCUGGAAAUGCCAAGAAAAAGCACAAGAAAAAACACAAAAAUACUUCUGAGAUUCAAGAUCAGGGUCCUGCAAAUGGUAUUGUCUCUGCUUCAUCUCAAGAAACUCCUGUAGAUGACUUAAUAAUCCAUCAAGAAGCCCCCAAGGUAAAGAAGCACAAAAAGAAACAUCGGGACACUACUGAAUUGGACAGUGAGAACGGUGCUUUUCACACCAAGGAUGGAAGAGAGGACAGCAGUACUCUGGCCACAAGUAGCAAAGAAGUUUCUGAACGUAAAGUAAAGAAGAAGAGGAGGAAAGAGUCACUGUAGAAAUGUGUCAGUUUUGUAAAUUCUUAUUUUCCUAUUGAAAAUAUAUUUUUUAAUAUUUUUGGAAACUCUACUUAUAUCAGUUUUAAAAGCUGUUUGCAUUUCUGAACAAUCCAUAAUUCUAAAUAUUCUGAAAUCCAGUAAGGGUUAUUUAAAGCUUGUCUCUAAGGCUGCUUUCACACUAUAAAACACUUCCGUUAUGAACGCCCGUUAGGAAAUCGGCAGUUAUACG
This is a messenger RNA of Hyla sarda, 1783 nucleotides long. RefSeq names its product RNA polymerase I subunit F (gene POLR1F). Gene Ontology annotation, biological process: DNA-templated transcription; DNA-templated transcription initiation. Bases 103 to 1554 code for a protein of 483 amino acids. The transcript is spliced from 4 exons. The record is from RefSeq and is a predicted model, not a curated record. Gene Ontology annotation, cellular component: RNA polymerase I complex. Lineage: Eukaryota; Metazoa; Chordata; Amphibia; Anura; Hylidae.